AUGCAGCCUUCUGUGACCAAGAUACCUGAUGAGGACGCUCCACCAUCAACACCAAACCCUUUGUCUGCAGACAACCUUGCUUUGCUCAUUGAUGCCUUCAGCGCUUCUGUGCCUGAAGAAUUCCUUGAUGAUCCAGCAACCUAUGCUGAAGCCAUGGCUUCACCUGAUGCUGACCACUGGCGCACUGCACUUCAGGAGGAGUUUGAUUUACUCAAGAACACAGGCACUUACACUUUAGUGCCAUGUUCUGCAGUGCCCCGUGGCCACCGCAUCAUGAAAGGUUGA
Molecule: messenger RNA, 285 nt
Organism: Suillus discolor
Lineage: Eukaryota; Fungi; Basidiomycota; Agaricomycetes; Boletales; Suillaceae
Exons: 1
Coding region: 1-285 (94 amino acids)
Source: RefSeq, a predicted model, not a curated record